UGACGUCACACGCCAGGGCGUGGCCUGGCCCUGGGUGGGGCGGGAGCCUAGGUGGAAAAGGAAAGAAGAGGAAAUAAAAGGGUAUCUGAGGUCCCGCUUCAGCGCCGACCGGUGAUGCCUGGCUCCUCCGAUGAGGGACUGCACGUAAACCUUUCUCCAAGAAAUCUCAGAAUAUCUUUGGAGGGUAGCGGUACAGGAGAAAAGAGGUCCGGUCUCGAAGAAUCCUGACGUUGGAGAUUACACAUCCAUCUUCGCAGCAGCAAAGCAAGAACCCCGGUCCCGUCGCCGACCCGCAAGUUAGUCCUUCCUUUGACCCGGAACAGCAGCGGGAGCCGCCUCUGCGCCCAAUGCCCACGUGCCGCAACAGCGGCCACGUGGGGCUCUGCGGAAACGCCUUCGCAAAGAUUUGUCCCCUGCGCUGCCCAGUAGAAAGGAAGGCCCGGGAAGAGAGCUGGAGGAAACGGUUUCUGUUUGGAGACAGGCCCUUUUGGUGGGUCCAUGAGUCUGGGUACUACAGCCAGGCCCCAGCCCAGGUUCACCAGUUCCCCUCUUCUUGUGAAACUGGUCCAGGCAGCCCUUCUGGACACUGCAUGAUCACAGGAGCAGCCCUCUGGCCCAUCAUGACGGCCAUCUCUUCCCAGCUGGCCACUCGGACCCACAGCCACUGGGUGAGGGUGAUACCUAGCCUGGCUUACUGUACCUUCCUAUUGGCGGUCGGCCUGUCCCGGAUCUUCCUCUUAGCACAUUUCCCUCACCAGGUGUUGGCUGGCCUAAUAACCGGUGCUGUCCUGGGCUGGCUGAUGACCCCCCGGGUGCCCAUGGAGCGGGAGCUAAGCUUCUACGGAUUGACCUCACUGGCCCUCUUGCUGGGUGCCAGCCUCAUCUAUUGGACCCUCUUUACACUGGGCCUGGAUCUUUCUUGGUCCAUCAACCUGGCCUCCAAGUGGUGUGAGCGGCCUGAGUGGGUACACGUGGAUAGCCGGCCCUUUGCCUCCCUGAGCCGCGACUCAGGGGCCGCCCUGGGUCUGGGCAUCGCCGUGCACUCUCCCUGCUAUGCCCAGGUACGGCGGGCAUACCUGGGACACGGCCAGAAGAUAGCCUGCCUUGUGCUGGCCAUGGGGCUGCUGGGCCCCCUGGACUGGCUGGGCCAUCCCCCUCAGAUCAGCCUUUUCUACAUCUUCAAUUUCCUCAAGUAUACCCUGUGGCCAUGCCUCGUCCUGGCCCUUGUGCCCUGGGUGGUGUACACGUUCAGUGCCCAGGAAACACCACCCGUCCGCUCUUCCUGACUUCAAGUGCCUCCUGUUGCCGCUUGCGCCCCCCUUCCCCCAUCAAAGCCAACACUCCAUGACCUCCACACUCCGGAAGGCAGCCCCAUCCCGUCCAGCUCCCAACAGGCCCUGCUCAUCCUCAGUCUCCCACUGCUCCACCAUCUGGUCUUAGCCCCAGAGAAGGGCCUUCUCUCUUCCCAGAAAGGCUGGUCGUCCUGCCCCCCUCCCCCGCCGAGUCCCCAGGGAGCUAAGGCAACAUCAAGACUAGUGGGCUCCUGUAACACUGUGAGGGGCUCAGAGCGGCCCCAAUAAAGCCCUUGAACACUU
This is a messenger RNA of Leptonychotes weddellii (Weddell seal), 1595 nucleotides long. The record is from RefSeq and is a predicted model, not a curated record. NCBI's taxonomy places the organism in Eukaryota, Metazoa, Chordata, Mammalia, Carnivora, Phocidae.